AUGCGAUUACACUCCUCGUACCUUCUCCCCCUCCUACCGAGCCUGGCAUCAGCCUCCGGCUUCGACUGCGGCCAGCUCAAAGUCGACAAUUACAAAUACGACCUGAGCCCCCUCGGAGGUGCCCACGAGAUCACCCAUUCCGUCAAGACAGAUGAUUAUGUGACGAAUACGACCUACCGACUGAAUAUCUGCAACAUCCUAGGGGAAAGUUCCCGUCUCGGCGAUGCGACAUGCGGAUCCAGUAAAAACAUCUGCGGCUUCGUUCACCGAUCCCCACUAGACGGCAAUGGGGACCUAACAUACGGAUUCCCGAUUGUGGGCCUGGAACCUCUUGGCCAAGGCAGCAAAGAUCCCGAAGUGAAACGAUUGAAGGCGAUCGACCCCGAGACUGAGGGACUCCGCGUGAAGCUGGCGGGUGGCGAAUACAAGGGUGAAGCGAACGAUCAGAAGGCCAAGAAGGCCGCUGCUGUGAUUGAAUUCCAGUGCGAUCGCGAGCGAUCCGGGCUUGAGGGAUUGCACACUCUUUCCGAGCCGGAGCCCAAGGAGCGCAGACGCAGAGAAGAAGAGCAGACGCCCAAGACAAACACCAGCAGCUUGCAGUUCAAGAGUUUUGGACCCACCGAUGACGAUACCUAUGUUUUGCGUUUGGAUUGGCGUACUAAGUACGCUUGUGACAACUACGAGGAGGAAAAUGGGAGUCCGUCUUCGAGUAAGAGCUGGGGCUUCUUCACUUGGCUGAUCGUCAUUGCAUUCCUCUGCAUUGCCGCCUAUCUUAUAUUUGGCUCGUGGCUCAACUACAACCGCUACGGAGCUCGUGGCUGGGAUCUCCUCCCCCACGGCGACACUAUUCGUGACGUUCCCUAUAUCUUCCAGGACUGGCUUCGUCGUGUGGUCAACACAUUGCAAGGUGCAGGCUCUCGUGGUGGAUACAGUGCGGUAUGA
Molecule: messenger RNA, 942 nt
Organism: Penicillium salamii
Lineage: Eukaryota; Fungi; Ascomycota; Eurotiomycetes; Eurotiales; Aspergillaceae
Source: the annotation of a GenBank genome assembly